UCCUGCCUGUCUGUCCUGUCCUCCCUGCCUCUGGCCACUGGACCACCCCUCAGCAAGACGUCAGCAAAGGGGGCGGGCUCUGCCCUCCAGCUAGUGGGGGAGCCCUCGCUGUCCCCAGCCACCCACACAGGGCUUCGCUGUCCCCAGCCACCCACACAGGGCUGCGACCUUGGCACAGCCUCACCCCCCAGCUGCCAGCCAUAGCCAGGCCCGUUCCGGGCUGGCGGGGGUGAGCCACUGGGCUCCUAAUCCCUUAGGCAGGUGCCCCCUCUUGCAGGGGUGGGGAACCCGUGGCCUCUGGAUCCUUGAGUGAGGCCUUUUGACUGAAUCCAAAUUACACAGGGAUUUGUUCUGUGAAGUCUGGAUUUGGUUGAGGGGCCGCACUUGGGAAUCUGGGGGGAGCUUUGGUUCCGGUGGGUUUGUCAAGGAGCGGGAUUAUCUACUCAGAGUGGGCAGAGAUAAGGGUUUCAGGGACUAAAAAGAACAUUUGUUUGGAAGAUGCUAGAGUGUCUAUGCCCUGUGCCAGGACAGACUGACACAGUGGGCUGGGGACCGGCCUCCCUAAGCACCCCAGCCCCCUGGCCUCUGGCGCGGGACUCCAGCGCACACACAGCCCUGCCCACUUGCUGAGCCUUGGCACCCAGGCCACAGGGGGUGAGCUUCUGGGUGUCCUUCCUGGGGACCGUGCCUGAGCUGAGGGCUGGGGACCAACACCCCAGAGAGGCAGGGUGCCUGUCAGCCUACGUGCCCCCAGCUGCUGGGCAUCCCGCCCGCCUGCAGGGGAUGGGCGGGGAUGGGUGCAGGCAGCUGGGCCAGGUGCUUGCUGCAGGGUGCAACUCGAUCGCAGCCUAUCGCAGUGGGCUCUGUCCCAGGUGGGCAGGCCAGCUGCCGCAGGGCAUCCCAGGGGCAUAAAUGCUGCAUGAGGGGACCUCCCCGACACUGCCCUGCUCUGGCACCUGCGGAGUGGCCCUGCCCGCCAUCCGCCACGAUGCUGCAGGCUCUGCUGACCGGCUCCUUCCUCAUCCUGUUCGGACUGUCCCCAGGCCAGGCCCAGGUCCCCAUCCAGGCCAACUUUGACGCCAGCCAGUUCCAGGGCACCUGGUACGUGGUCGGGGUGGUGUCAGAUGACCAGGGCUUCCUGGACUCCAAGGACAACAUGAAGAUGCCUGUGGUCUUAGUGACCCCCUUGGCCAACGGUGACCUGGGCCUCAAGUUUGGGUAUCCCACGCCAGACGGCGGGUGCCAGAAGAUGGACAUGACCUUCACCAAGGGGGCCACGGAGGGGCAGUUCAGCAACCCAGCCAUGGCCCAGACUGACAUCCGGGUGGCCUUCACGGACUACCAGCACUUCGCCGUGUUAUACUUCGAGACGCAGAAAGGGGGCGUGCGGAACGUCUGGCUGCAGCUCUACGCCCGAGCCCCGGAGCUGUUUCCCGAAGGCGCCCAGAAGAUGCAGACCCUGGCACCCCAAGUGGGCCUCAACCCCAGCGAGGGCGCCCUGCUGCCCAAGUCCGGUGAGCGCAGUCCCCGCCCCUGCUGGGAGGGCCAGGCCCUGGGGGUCACGCCCCUGACCCCAGACAUGAGACACAAGUGCCGGGGGCAGCUCUGCCUGUUUGACCCAGGGGAGGACGAGACAUUGCGCAGGCAGGUGCCCCGUGGGGGUCGCAGUUUGGGAGGAUGGGGGCUCCCCCACCCCAGGGAAAGGGGGCAGGGGGCGACUCCUCAGGCCCGCUCUCUCCCGCAGACCAGUGCGCCGGCGCCCUCUCCCAGUGACGGAUUCAGCCCGAGCGCGGCUGGGGCGAGCAGCCGCCGCGCACUCCGCGCACCGCGCUCUCCCUCGGAGCCCCGUUCUCUCCACACCCGGCCCGAGCUCAAUAAACGGUCUCAGAAAGCCUGUGCGCUGCUCACUACUGGGGGGCGGGCGCGGUAGAGAGUGGGGGCGGGGGCGGCUGGCAUCAGCGCGGGGCUCGGGCUUGGACCGCGCAGAGCCGACCUUCCUCCGUCGGGCGCGGAGGCCGGGUCCCCUCGCUGGGCGCGGGCUGGGCAGGCGUUCAGCCAGACCGACUGAGGCUCGGCUCUGCAGGAGGGAGGCUCAUCCCGGCGGCCGGGGAGGUCAAAGGGCUUUCCUGGCUCCCCGCGGACCCCGGACGCCCGGACUAAAGGUGUGGCCCCAGCUUAGCAGCCGAGCGCGCGGUGCGUUUAGUGCACCGACCCACGCCACGUGCGCCCCGGGCUCCGGCGGACGGCGCGGACGUGGUUGGCCUUCCGGAACCUCCCAGACUGCAGCCCGGAGCCUGUGUCUGGGCAGCUUCCCUCCCCAGGCGCCCCUGCCCGUGGCCCUAACUUCCAUGACUCCUGGCCCCAGGUGCCCACCCCAUUCCCAGCCCACUCACUACCUGCGCCAGCCUGGCCGCUGCAGAGGCCAAGUGCCUUGCACCCUCUGCCCU
Molecule: messenger RNA, 2447 nt
Organism: Microcebus murinus (gray mouse lemur)
Lineage: Eukaryota; Metazoa; Chordata; Mammalia; Primates; Cheirogaleidae
Source: RefSeq, a predicted model, not a curated record